AUGUGCCGACUAGACUAUUCACCGUUGGGACGGAAAUUAGAACUAUUCGAUGGUGGUUUUAGCGCUUAUUGUGGUUUUAUUCAUACUGAAUGUGUUCAUCGUCAUCCUAUAAUGUUAGUAUUUGUUUCACAUAUUCUAAGACAAUGUAAAAUUAAACAAUUCGUACAUGAUGAUAUAUUGAUUGGUGUAGCCAUUCAAAACAAUCGACAGCGUAUAACAAUGUCAAAGGAAGAACGAAAUAGAUCUUUACGAGCCAUUCGUAAAUGGCAUUUGGGUCUAUUAUUAGCUCGUAAUCCGAUGAUUGUUUUCUUUCGUAAGGCAUAUCUCAAUCGUUUGCAUAUGGAUGACAUUCAACCAUUGAAUGCUCUCGAUAAUGAUGAUCCGAAUAACAUCAUGAAUCACCGAAUGUCGACUUAUGCCCAUUACAGAUCUGCCAGUCGUGCGAGUGUUGCUUCUAUGAUGAAUACACAACACCGUUCGAAUGGUUGGUCUAAUGGCAGUUGA
Rotaria socialis is the source of this 504-nucleotide messenger RNA. The record is from the annotation of a GenBank genome assembly. Lineage: Eukaryota; Metazoa; Rotifera; Eurotatoria; Philodinida; Philodinidae.